AGAAGGAGACAGUAGAUAUUUCAGUGAAGUUUCGUUCGUUUCACUAUUUCAUUAGAAUUUGCCUUUUUGUUGAAUGUUAUCUUGAUAACAACAAAAACUAACGAAAAUGGCUGGAAUUAAGGUUUGGUGUCCCUGGCUUUUGCUGGUUCCAUUGGAAUGACAUUUGUUAUUCUCGCCUGUGCCUUACCACAAUAUAAACUAUGGUGGCCAUUCUUCGUGGUCCUGUUCUACGUGUUGUCUCCCAUACCAACAAUGAUUGCACGCCGCCACACAGAUAGCGCUGGAGGUAACUCUCCCUGCAUGGAGACAGCAGUCUUCAUCACAAUGGGUUUCCUUGUCAGCUCCUUUGCUCUUCCAAUAGUUCUGGCUCGUGCUGGUGUGAUUGAACUGGGUGCCUGCUACCUAACACUGGCAGGAAAUGUCAUAGUAUACCUCACCAUUCUUGGUUUCUUCACCAUCUUUGACAUGGACGACUCUGACUACACGAUGUGGUGAGAAAUCUAAAUGUUGUUGCAACUUGAAUGGACGAUCUUAGG
Molecule: messenger RNA, 536 nt
Organism: Spodoptera exigua (beet armyworm)
Lineage: Eukaryota; Metazoa; Arthropoda; Insecta; Lepidoptera; Noctuidae
Source: the annotation of a GenBank genome assembly